This is a messenger RNA of Diachasmimorpha longicaudata, 459 nucleotides long. RefSeq lists its product as uncharacterized. The coding region runs from base 1 to 459 and encodes 152 amino acids. The record is from RefSeq and is a predicted model, not a curated record. Lineage: Eukaryota; Metazoa; Arthropoda; Insecta; Hymenoptera; Braconidae. The transcript is spliced from 2 exons.
AUGAUCCAUGGUCCUUGCGGUGCUUGGUGUUUAGCCGAUAAAGGUAAGUGUUCAAAGAAAUUCCCCAAGAUUUUCUCAGAUCGAACAACUAUGGAUGGAGAUGGUUAUCCUCAUUAUAAACGUAAAAAUACUACGUCUUACACUCGUCGCGAUGGUUUUGUUUUUGAUAAUCGUCAUGUAGUCCCUCAUAAUCAACAAUUAUUAUUGAUGUUCAAUUGCCACAUCAAUGUAAAAGUUGUUACAAGCGUGAAAGCGGUUAAAUAUCUUUACAAGUAUAUUUAUAAAGGGCACGAUGCCGCUGCUGUGGUAAUUCAAGAAUCUGAAUCCAAUCAAGAUCAAGGUGUUAUAGAUCAUGACGAAAUUCGUAACUAUGUGGAAACUCCCUAUGUUAGUCCUCCUGAAGCCUCUCCAAUAACUCCGGCAGCUCCGUUCGUUGAGAUUCAAUUAAUCAAAAGCUGA